Messenger RNA from Penicillium maclennaniae, 4731 nucleotides. RefSeq lists its product as uncharacterized. The coding region runs from base 1 to 4731 and encodes 1576 amino acids. The transcript has 8 exons. NCBI's taxonomy places the organism in Eukaryota, Fungi, Ascomycota, Eurotiomycetes, Eurotiales, Aspergillaceae. The record is from RefSeq and is a predicted model, not a curated record.
AUGAGGGGAUUCCCCGCUUUCAGCCUCAAACUCCAGACAACACAGACAACACAGACCCUGAAACGACAUCUCGGUCGGAAGAAGAGAGCACCCAACGCCAAGAUGGAACCGACUCUUUCGUCCAUUAUCUUUACAGACUAUGCAGAUCAGAGUCAGAGUCCUCUCUUCUCGAUCCUUCCUCCGGAGAUUCGCUCCGAGAUAUUCGCCUACGCCCUGGCCAGUGCCCCUGACACUACUCAGCCCAUCGACCAGGAUGAGUAUUGCAUCCGACCCGGGUACGAGACUCGUCACUUUAGCUGGACACAGUUGCUUCGAACUUGUAAGCGAGUCUACAUGGAGGCGUGGUUCAUGCCAUUCAUCUGGUCCGAGCAUACAUUCUAUAUGGCCCAAGCAGAACGGUCUCCCCGCCGAAUCAUGUCUGUCAAGAACAUGCAGGAAUGUCUUGAUUUGAUCUAUCAUCGACAUGGCGAGGUUCAAGGCGGUCAGAUACGAAUAUUUGCUCAGCUUUUUAUGCUCGAAAACUCUCGGGACUUUCUGGGACUUUUCAACCCGGGCCUGCGCCAUUUCCACCCCAAAUCUGUCACCAUCACUUUACGAUACACCGAUACCUGGGAAUGGGAAACUAAUAGAGCCCUCCAUGUCUCUGGCAAAUGGUGUCGAUGGAUGGUGCUGCCGAAGAGUGUGACAAGCUUCAAGAUAGACAUUGAAAGCAUCGAGCGCCGCAAAGACGAGGUGGACUACAUUGCGAUCGAGGCCGCAAAGAAAUGGCACUUCAGACGUACUGAUGGUAUCAAUCUCCUGGCUCAACCAUCUGAUAUUUCCAUCUCACGAUGGACUGGGAGCUCCAUCUUGGGCGGCAGGCGUUGGGUCCGAGACGAAGUACGACCAGGUCAGCUUGAUUAUUAUGUUGCGACGGUGAACUGGCGACCUUCCCAGGACUCUAUCGGUGAUCGCCCACAGAGGAACCCGGAUCUGACUGUGAACUGGGCUCGACAAUUGCCUCCUAGUCUCAGGUAUUUUGAUCCGUCCCACAACAUCAACACCUCUCGCGCCCACCGGCCCCGAUUCUCCGACGACACUCGGCGCGUUGUUUACAUCAUGGCCGCAGCCGGUGCGCGGGCACAAAAGCCCGUCGGCUCUGCCGCAUGGAUCGCGGCGGAGAAGGAGAACAUGGCGGAGAUGCUUGAACAGGAAAUAGAAGAAGUCGAAUACCCCGUUCGGCAUGAAAUGGAAUGGUUGAACGAACACAUGGCGGAGAUCUUCUCAAAGGGCCAAGCGAACUUCACCGAUGUCUUCAAAACCCCCGGGAAGAUGAGGGGCAAGACCCCUCGCACAGCUCGAAAGCGAAAUGUGGAAGAGAACCGGGUGCCGCUGAGCGAGAUUUUCUCAUCUGCUCACAAACAAACGGAAAACAAGGCGAUCAGUCCCAGCCCUUUCAUCCACCGCGUGGUCUCAAAACCCAUCUCCGCAGCUCCAGGCCCAGUCACAACAUUAGCCCCCCUUCGCAUGAAUGAAGCAGAGAAGAUGCUACAACCUCAAUAUCCAGAUCUCAGUCAAAACUUGAAUUCUUUCACGAAGUAUAAUACAGACUCAGGCUAUCAUGGCAUGGAGGAUGACGACGAAAUGGUUUUGCCAGACACUCAGCCAGACACACAAGUCUCCACACAACCUUCGGAGGCGGGCGAGCCCAUGGAAACGAAUACCCACGCCGAUCACUCCAUCAGAGAGCAAACGGCAGACGAUUCCUUCCACUCUGCGCAGGAGAAUGUUCGAGCUCGCGGCGAGACUAUCGAGCCGAUCAUUACGGACUCGACCGCGCGGGAAGAGCGUGCUAUCCGUUCCAAGGAGGCCAAGCCCGAACACGCUGAGUCCGAUAUGAAUGACCUUACAGUCAGGGCGCAGUCAAAUCCAAAGCAACAAGAGAUCAUGGCAGAACAGCAGAACAACAAGACGCAGAAGGUUGACGAGCAGACUUCAAAUGCCAAUCCUUUACCGGAGAAGUUCCCAACUAUUGAGCCUCCCAAUGCUCAGCAACCCAAGAACGAUGACAUGGAGAUGGAAGAGCCAGUAAAGGAAGACAUCCUGGACGACAUUGACGAUAUUGACGAUAUCGGAUCUCCUUCGGACGGUUCUACUCCCGAAAGGCUCCCAGUGCGCAAGAGCAGUUUGAGUUUCGCCUCUCUCCCUGCCCGGGAACCUCUUACGAAGACCAUGGGAGGCUCGAGACUCUCUCGUACUAGUCACAUUGACCUUCCCAAGCUUAGCAAUGGUAAUCGCCUCAGCUACUUCGGCCGCCAAACUGGAGGCCACCGGACAGCUCAAGCCACAUCCGAUGACACUGUGGCUGACUCCGGCUCUAUGGAUGUCGACGAUGCAAAGGAACAUAGAGAAGACACAGAAAUUGACCAGGCCAGCAAGCUUCACAACAAGAAGUCUACCCAAAGUCUUCAUGAAAGAAUCAGCAUGCUCGGUAAACAGCAUGCCUCUCGAACUGGAAAGUCAAUCCCAUCUGUGGCUGGUUUGGCCAACGGCCAGUCUGCCGGCCAGGUGGCCUAUCCAGACUUGCAGACCUCCAAGGCAGAGAACAGGCCAGAAUACCGGCAGAAGCCAGCAGAGCCUGUGGCAGCGGCACCGACAGCAGGUGACGAGGAGGACUGGAUCAAGCCUUUGGCUUCGCCCAGCGAACCGACCCUUACAAGGAGCAAGACCACAGACGUUAUGGAGAGACUGUUUGAUUUGGAUCGAGUCCCAUCUGCUGAGAAGGUCGGUGCUCUGUCAGGAAAACCACAGCAUUCUGCCCAGCCAGAGCGUCCAAAGACCGCAACUUCAAUUUUCUCUUCCCCUCGUCCACACGGUCACCAGCAAAGUGUUUCCACAUCUCAUAUUGCUUUUGGCGGCUCAACAACACCAACUGGAUCUCCUAGACGCUUUGACGGGCCGCUGAGUGCAUCAAAGAUGAGACUUCAAUCGAUCAUGAAGUCUGCCAAGGGCUUGUUCACCAGCACUGGCAGCCCAGGACGAGGGGGACACCUCAAGCCCCGAGCAGCUGAGGACUCGACCUGUGAGCGCUGCGGUCGUUGUCCACCACGACAAGAGACCCGACGGACACGGAGCUCUACCGAGAAGGAAGAGAAGCGCCUGCAAAAAGAACGCGAGGAGCGUGAGGAGCGCCAGCAAGAAGAAGCCCGGCAGGAGAAAGCUCGGGAGCAAGAAAAGCUGCGGGCUCAGCAACUGAGGACGGUCCAAGACAAGUCCUCCGUCGAGCCCGAGGAGCGCUCGUCCCAGAAGUCGGCCCAGCCCCAGCGACAACAGCCUCCUCAAGCAAAACGAUCGACGUCCCAAACCGACCCGAGAGCCGGUCCAAAACCCGAGCCCCAGCCGGUCUCAAUUCGUGUGGGGAGCACACUUUCCCGUAUGCCAAUGCCCUCGUCCUCGGUCUCCAAUAUUCAGGAGACAGGUGCUCCCGCUCCUGUUCCUAUGUCCAAGACGAAUGUGAAGAAGGUUAGCAACCAGACUCUUCAAACGUCUUCCUCUGUGGGUAGCUUCAAAAGCACCGCGUCAAGUCAAACGCAGGCGCAGCGUAAGGCGCAGCUUGCAAGUGAGCGAAAGAGGGAGCAAGAUGAACGUCGAAAGGAGGAGCAGAAGCGAGAUCAGGAACGCAAGCGUGCUGCUCAGCAACAAGAAGAGGUCCGUCGGCAAGAGAUGCGUAGUCGCGCCGAGAGUCGUGCCGAGAGCCGUGCCGAAGCUGAGCGAGAGCGACGGGAGCGAUCAGCUCAAGAAGACCCCAAGAAGGCUGCCCAGAUGCAAGCAAUUGAGAAGCGACGACUGGAGAAUGCCCGGAAGCACGAAAGGCAGGGGAGCCAGCAGCCCACCAAUGAGGAGCCGAUAUUGCAGCACGAAAGAGCGCCUUCGCAGUCUCAACGGAAUGAUCUUGGAGCGACGAGGCCUGCAUCUCGCUUGGGCUCAACCCAACAGUAUCGACCAAUCAACCCGCCUGCUCCUAACCCAGCCAAGCCGCCCAAGAGAAACCACGAUGAAGACGCAGGUCAUCAUCGUGCGGCUGUCGUCAAGCCCAGUAACGUACAGGCUUCUGGUGAGGUCAAGCGUCGCAAGACCGAAGAUGAACACAACCCUAUGCAGUCAGUGCGGCCUUCAAUGCAUCCGCCGAUCCGCCAGUCUGGUGCUCGUAAGCCCCCCUCCAUGUUUGGCCUUUCUGGUAUGGGUCAGCCACCAAAGUAUGGCCAGCCUCAGCGGCCGGGAGAUCUCUCUAAGUUCGCAUCCGGUAAGAUUCCAUUCGCCGAGCCAAAUCACGCACCACCGCCGGCGCAAAAGGCUGCGCCUAGCUCUGCCCAGCGGGCCCCGCCUGUGGCCAAGCCAUCACCGAAAUACCCUAAGGGUGAAAACAUCCACCUACCUGAGAUUGCUACAGACAGCGAGGAUGAGGACGACUCUGACUCUGAGAUGUUCCCCGUUCCGGGGUGGGCGCAGCCUAAAGCUCUGGAUGAAAUCCUACGCGUGCAGGACGGCAUGGAAGUCGACUCGAUUUUCGGUCCCAUCGCUCCCUUCUCCUUGGAGGAAACUUUCAAGGCGGACAAGAAGAUCAAGAAAUACCGUGAUCGCACUAGUAGUGCCAACUGGAAUGGACCGGAUGGACUUACCCAGGAAGAGAUCCGAAGAGAUGUUGCAGAGCGGCAACGAUUGCGCCUCAAUGGCGGAUGGUCCUUUCGAUAG